This is a messenger RNA of Drosophila miranda, 1311 nucleotides long. RefSeq lists its product as uncharacterized. The record is from RefSeq and is a predicted model, not a curated record. The transcript is spliced from 3 exons. Bases 61 to 501 code for a protein of 146 amino acids. NCBI's taxonomy places the organism in Eukaryota, Metazoa, Arthropoda, Insecta, Diptera, Drosophilidae.
AAAUCGCUAUAUCACAGCGUUGCCUGUCUUAAAGAUGUUUGUGAGUUUUCCUUUUGGAAAAUGGCUCUGAAUGCGAAAUGCCUGCGAGUGAGUUGCGUAAUCAUUGCCAUCGGCUGGAUCAUUGGGACCAUAUUUACCGCCUCGUACCUAGUUCAGGCGGAUACGGAGUACCCCAUAGUUACUCUUAUAAUGGCCAUCUCUGAUUUUGUGACGACGGCUGGCUCGAUUCUGGGACUAAUUGGAGCCAUCAAGAACAUUCCAUUGGCGUUGGUGCUUUGGCUAUUGACGAUCCUUAUCUCCCGGUGCCUGGAACUUGUAUUGUUCAUGAUCUUCCAUUUGGAAAAGAAAUUUCUGUCCGCGUCGGUCUACAUGGCGACCGAUAGUGCGCUUUCAUUGAUACUCUUCAUUUCGACAAUGCUAUGUGUGACGGCCAUAUCGAUAUUUGUCAUCUAUGAAUACUACGGCUAUCUACGAAACAAGAUUCGGUACAAUGACGAAUGAUAUGUGUGAAGUUCUGUGGACUAUAUAAUAUAAGUAUUCCUCUAUCCCCACACCCCCCCACUACUUUUAAAAAUAAUGGUUCGAAUGGGGGAGGGCCGCGAUUGCCGAGGAGUCCACACCCCCAGCCUUGUGAGGAUGAAUGUGUGAUCCUGCACUUCAUAGAUGGACCCAUGAGAUACAUACAUAUACAUAUGUAUGUACUUUGUUUCUCUGGAAGGAACUUUUUCCAAGCCAAUUGUGUUUUCUGCGGCGCUUACCACUUUUCCUCUAUUAACUCAGCUCAAAUGAGCGAAAUAAGCUCCCCUUGCCGCCGCCGCCGCCGCCGCCUCCUCCUGUGUUGUGAUUAAUGGUUGCGUUACCAUUGGGAUUUAGUGCGCGACUGACUUCGACUUCGACUUUGGCUAAGGUGGUGGUCGGUACCCAUAGCCCAGCCCAGCCCAGCCUCCCCUCCCCACCAUCCAAGCAACUACCUGUAGCGGCAUCUCUCAUGCUUUUUCAAUUACGUUUUAGUGUUUGAAUUUUGCGCCAUAGUUUUAAAUGCCGAAACCAUAAAAGUGAGCAUGUAUGCAGAAAUAAAACUACAUACAAAAUAAAAGACUGUGCAGCUCUCGUUAGCAGCUACAACAACUCGGCCAUUAUUGUUAGGCGCAUGGAGACGAGAAGAGGCCAACUGAAAUUUGUUUCAAAUUUUCGAAAACUCACUUUGCCAUGGCGGAAUGUAUUAGUCACGCCACCUGCCGCAAUCCACCCUGCCCACAGACCACUGUACUGUUAGUACCAGUACUAGGCAGCCACACUCGAAAUACUAUC